UUUCCCCCCAGGUAGGCUACAGUAUAAUGCGCUUGUGUAUAGCGCUUCAUAUGAAAGAGGAAGCACGGAAGUAAAUAUUUAUUACUAUUUCCUCAUAGACUCGGAUUUUCCCAGAUGAUGGAUACGACAGGUAUAAAUUCGUAAGCACUUCAGGAAAACCAUAACAGUCAGGCCCAACGCACCCUGAACACUGAACUUGAGCAUCUCUGCGGGUCACCCAAGUUUGAAAAUAAAGCUCGAAUUAUGUGGUCUCCGCUGUUUUUUGGAAUAGUUUUCUUCUUCUUGUCGGAGAACAUCGUGAAAGGAAAGAAUUUGGGAUGUUUCAGUGAAUGUGAACAUGGGUUCAAGAAGAUUCACAACAAGCUGCUUCACUCUCUGCAUGAUCACAAGCACGCGCGUCUGCCGCCCGUCCAUCAUAAGGCGGACUCCUGUGGAGAUUUCGCUCGGUCUUCAUCAGCACUCAAUGAUCGCUCACUGUCCCCCUGGCGGAUAAGAACUGUGGAAAAUGCAGACAUGUACCCCUCAAAAUACGAGGAAGCAGAGUGUUUGUGUGAAGGAUGCAUCAUUAACGGGGUUGAAAAUAGGACCUACAACUCUGUGCCUGUGAAGCAAACUCGUUUAUUCCUGAAGAAGGUUCCUUGCCCGUCUGACCCCAAAAAAUACUCCUUAGAGUAUAAACUUGUGUCAGUGACUGUAGCCUGUACCUGUGCAGUUCCUAAGCAGUAAGAGAGGAUGAUAGCUACUAUAUAGACCAAAACUGUAGAGACGUGUCUCAUGUACCAUUUCGUGUUUGUUUUAAAAUGCAAUUUUUGAUAAGGUACUUACAUUGUUUGAUAUGCUUAUAUAUAUAAGCUGAGAAGUUGCAUGUAUCACAUGGUUUAUUUUUUUAAGCAAACCAACAUAAUCUUUCUUGAAAGGAAGAUAUAUUGGUAUUACUGUAAAACACUACUUUAU
Carassius carassius (crucian carp) is the source of this 954-nucleotide messenger RNA. Its product is annotated as interleukin-17C-like. Gene Ontology annotation, cellular component: extracellular region. Bases 244 to 726 code for a protein of 160 amino acids. The transcript has 3 exons. Lineage: Eukaryota; Metazoa; Chordata; Actinopteri; Cypriniformes; Cyprinidae. The record is from RefSeq and is a predicted model, not a curated record. Gene Ontology annotation, molecular function: cytokine activity.